Glycine soja is the source of this 1403-nucleotide messenger RNA. RefSeq lists its product as uncharacterized. The record is from RefSeq and is a predicted model, not a curated record. The transcript has 5 exons. The coding region runs from base 107 to 985 and encodes 292 amino acids. Lineage: Eukaryota; Viridiplantae; Streptophyta; Magnoliopsida; Fabales; Fabaceae.
CAACUAGCGUGGAAUAAAAUAAAAAAACUCAAUUUUCAUUUCAUUCAUUUUCAGGUUUAGAGAGACCCAAACACUAACACACUGAGCGUGAUCAAGAUCAUCAACAAUGGCGGAAAACCCUCUCGAAACGGCGCCGUCGAGCUCACAACCUUCUUCUUCUCAGAAGUCGCCUCAAGAUUCACCGCAGGUCCCUGCAUUUUCGAAUUUUAUGCCCUUUCCGGGUGGGUAUUAUCAAAUGAUUCCUGGUAUGUACCCUGCGCUAGUUCCAGGGUUGACUCUGCCGCAACAUGAGGAGAAUGGGAACCGCGGAGCUGGCAUAUAUGCUGUUCCUGUUAACCCGUAUGACAGACAAAUUACUGGACUUACAUACAACACUCUGAUUCCGCUGACUUACCACACACCCAGUAGCAGGCCAAGUUCUGAAGCUGCUGCUGCCAGUGAAAAUCAGGGGCAAGCAGGACAGCUACCUCAACAGCAGCAGCCUGCACCUCAAAGACAAGUUGUUGUUAGGAGAUUUCAAAUUGCAUUUCAAAUUGAUUUGUUUCUUAUGUUGAAGCUGGCAGCUGUGAUCUUUUUGUUUAACCAAGAUGGAUCAAGGCAGAGGCUUAUCGUCCUCGUGUUCUUUGCUGCUCUUGUAUAUUUAUACCAAACUGGAGCUUUGACACCAAUUAUAAGAUGGCUUUCACAAGGUAUGCAGAGAGCAGCAGCACCUCCUCAUCCACCAAGACCUGCAGCCAGGGAUGAACAUAUUCCCGCUCCCAGGCCUGAGGGUGACAAUGCUGCUCCAGCAGAGGGUCUACCUGAAGCCGAGAAUGGGAACCAGCCCGCUAAUGAUGCAGACCAGGCAGUUGAGAAUGAAAAUGUUGCAGAACCUGACAAUGUCAAUGGUGGUAAUCAGUGGUGGGGCAUUGUGAAGGAGAUCCAGAUGAUUGUCUUUGGAUUUAUCACUUCCCUUCUCCCUGGGUUCCACAACCAUAUGGAUUGAACUAUAUUUUGUAGCUUACAAGGUUUGUGGAAUUGACAUAUGGUCUAUGUGACUAUACCUGAGACAUGGGAGAAGGGGGUUUUCUGAAAUAAAAUGUAUAGCAUCAGAAGUUCCAAGCGUCAUAACUAAUACAUACAUAGUUAGGUGCAACUAUAUAAUCCAGCGGAAGAUAUGGUGCAACUACAGGGUGCCGUUUUUGUAUCAUUAUUUGGAUUGUUGAUAAAACACUUUUUUGUGGAUUCCAGAGCCCAGGUUUCUACUUAGCAGGGACUUUAGAUUUUUUAAUUUUUUCCCUAGUACUGUUUUUAAUUGCAAGUUCCUGAUGACUUGUUUCUUUUCAUAGUUUGUACGAUCUUUCAAAGCGCCUAAUGCUUUUUCCAAUCUCAGUUAGUCGUUGGUUCAACGUUAUGGAGAGCAA